Hyaloscypha bicolor E is the source of this 270-nucleotide messenger RNA. RefSeq lists its product as uncharacterized. The coding region runs from base 1 to 270 and encodes 89 amino acids. The record is from RefSeq and is a predicted model, not a curated record. The transcript is spliced from 3 exons. NCBI's taxonomy places the organism in Eukaryota, Fungi, Ascomycota, Leotiomycetes, Helotiales, Hyaloscyphaceae.
AUGUGUAUGAAAACCACCUGCUCAACUUGCCAGAAAGCAACCUGGUCGGGCUGCGGAGCUCAUGUUCCAGGCGUAAUGGAUAGUAUCCCUGCAAAUGAGAGAUGCAGUUGUGAGCCAAAAAUAGAGAGAGAUGGGAAGAAAUAUCCUCCCCAAGGCUCGAACCCUCUGAUAGGUGCUAUCAGUGGCGCUGUGGGUGGACUUUGGAAGAUGGUUGGUGGCAGCGGUGGAGAAAAGAAAAAAGGGGAUGGGAAGGGGACGGGUGAUCAGUGA